AUGUCCUCCUUGGUCAGUAUCAGCAAAAAGCUGUCGGGUCAGCGACAGCAUCGUGAGAGAUCACAGCCAGAAGCACGUCGGAAAUAUGGAGAGCUCGAAAAGAAGAAAGAUUAUAAGCUAAGAGCUGAAGAUUAUCAGAAGAAGAGAGAUACGAUCAAAAAGUUGAAGAAAUCGGCGAUGGAUAAGAAUCAUGACGAGUAUCAUCAUCAUAUGGUCAACAGUGAGACCUGGGACGACGGUCGUCAUUUCGACAAGAAAAACGCAGCGGAGGAGGCUGAAACUCAACUUCAAAAGAAACUUGGCAGCCUGAAAGAUCUGGAAUAUGUGAAGUAUAAAUUGAAUGAGGAGAAGAAGAAAAUCGAUGAAAUGAAAGGAGAACUUCAUUUCGCUGAUCCAACGUUGAGUGGAAAGAAGAAUACGCACACGGUUUUUGUGGAUACUGAUGCGGAAGCCAAGAACUUUGAUCCACGUGUCUACUUCGAUACCACCACAUCGAUGCUUUCUCGCCAGUUUAACAGAGUGAAAAACGAUGAUUUGCAGAAUAAGACGAUUGUCGGAGCAGGCUCAAAAGAGCAAGUCAGAAAAGCCGACCGAAUCCGUCGAACUCGAUACAAUGAGUUGAUCAAACGUGUCGAUCGCGCCAAAGAGCUGCAAGUGGUCGUUGACAAGCUGGAAUUGAAAAAACAAUUGGCGGCGUCAGUCAAAUCAGAGUUGAAACCAAAAAAGAUCAAAAAGGCGAAGGAAAUGCGAGCGGCGGUCUACCAGUGGACUUAUGAGAGAAAGAAAUAA
This is a messenger RNA of Caenorhabditis remanei, 789 nucleotides long. RefSeq lists its product as uncharacterized. Gene Ontology annotation, cellular component: nucleolus; small-subunit processome. The transcript is spliced from 4 exons. The record is from RefSeq and is a predicted model, not a curated record. NCBI's taxonomy places the organism in Eukaryota, Metazoa, Nematoda, Chromadorea, Rhabditida, Rhabditidae. Bases 1 to 789 code for a protein of 262 amino acids. Gene Ontology annotation, biological process: rRNA processing.